GUUUGUCGCAUAGUGCUCAGAACAGUGAUCACGAUUUAUGUUAUAAGGGCUUAAGGGUACUCCUUCCACUUUGGUAUAGUAUGCGACGCCCUUCCUCAGCCGUCACCCCUGUGUCGGGUGACGGCCCAUCACUUGAUACACCACCAUUCCUACCCCAGACUUCAUCUACCCACUCAUCCUCAGUCACAACAUCUACAUCACAACGGAUGACCGUAAAGCGCGAUGAUAGCGACCGCUUAAGCUAUCCAUGGCAAGUGGAUCAGCAGCCUGAUAUUGUGCGCGACAAUUUCAAGGGCUUUUGGACAAACACCAAGGAAAGCUACAAGCGCAAGGUCGAAACCUACACAUGGCUGGACUGGCUAGGCUUUUUCCUUCCGUGCGUCCGUUGGCUACGCACCUACAAGAUCAAGGAGUACUUGCUGGCUGACCUCGUGGCCGGCAUCAGCGUGGGCUUCAUGGUCGUACCGCAGGGCAUGUCGUACGCUAACCUCGCGGGACUGCCCUCCGUGUACGGCUUGUACGGCGCCUUCCUGC
This is a messenger RNA of Astrephomene gubernaculifera, 534 nucleotides long. The record is from the annotation of a GenBank genome assembly. Lineage: Eukaryota; Viridiplantae; Chlorophyta; Chlorophyceae; Chlamydomonadales; Astrephomenaceae.